Pogoniulus pusillus (Red-fronted tinkerbird) is the source of this 7035-nucleotide messenger RNA. RefSeq names its product fatty acyl-CoA reductase 2 (gene FAR2). Gene Ontology annotation, cellular component: peroxisome. Bases 308 to 1855 code for a protein of 515 amino acids. The record is from RefSeq and is a predicted model, not a curated record. The transcript has 13 exons. Gene Ontology annotation, molecular function: alcohol-forming very long-chain fatty acyl-CoA reductase (NADP+) activity. Gene Ontology annotation, biological process: long-chain fatty-acyl-CoA metabolic process. Lineage: Eukaryota; Metazoa; Chordata; Aves; Piciformes; Lybiidae.
AUAGUACCAGACCCAGAAGGGAAGGAGAGCGUUCUGGGUUUUUUUUUAACAUUUUCUUUCUUUCUUUCUUUUUGUUGUUUUUUUUUUUUUUUUUUUUUUUUUUGGUCGCCUCCUUUUCCUUGCCGGGAGUUGUUUGUACGCUAGGGAAGGUGGGGACAGCGUUUUGGAGACAGGAAUUGGUUGGAAAAGCGGUGAUUGAAGGUUGCCAAAGGUGGAAAGGGAAAUUCCAUGAGUUUUACCCAGCCUGUGUGCAAACGUCAGGUCUGAGAAGCGUACCUGCCAUAGGAAGUUAAAGAAAGGAUAGAACAUGUCUUCAGUCUCAGCUUAUUACAAUGGGAAGACUGUGCUUAUCACAGGAGCUACAGGGUUCAUGGGCAAAGUGCUGGUGGAAAAGCUCUUGCGCUCCAGCCCUGAAGUGAAAGCAGUUUAUAUACUUGUCAGGCCAAAAGCUGGACAAUCAAUGCAAGAAAGAGUGGCCAACAUGUUGAAAUGCAAGGUCUUUGACAGGGUCCGAGAAGACUGCCCUAAUUUCCAUGAGAAGAUUAAGCCUAUUAAUGCUGAACUCACUCAGCCCAAGCUGGCCAUCAGUGCUGAAGAUGAGGAGGAGCUUCUGACCCGGGUCAAUAUUGUCUUCCACUGUGCAGCAACAGUUCGCUUUGAUGAACCCCUGAAACAUGCCCUGCAGCUGAACGCGAUGGGCACGCAGCGGCUCCUGGAGCUGGCGCGGCAGAUGCAGAACCUCGAGGCCUUCAUCCACAUCUCCACUGCCUAUGCAAACUGCGUCCGGAAGUGCAUAGACGAAGUCAUCUACCCACCCCCAGCCGAGCCCAAGAAGCUCUUCGAUUUAGUAGAGUGGUUGGAUGAAUCUAUCAUUCAAGACAUCACACCCAAGCUACUCGGGGCCUGGCCCAACACUUACACCUACACCAAAGCCUUGUCAGAAUACCUGAUUCAGCAAGAGAGAGGGAACUUGAACAUUGCUAUCAUCAGGCCAUCCAUCGUGGGAGCAAGCUGGCAUGAGCCUUUCCCUGGUUGGAUUGACAGCUUCAAUGGGACAAGCGGAAUAUUUGUUGCGGCGGGCAAAGGGAUUCUGCGGACCGUGAUCGCCAACAACGAAGCGGUGGCAGAUAUGAUCCCAGUGGACGUCGCCAUCAACCUCACCCUUGCAGCUGGAUGGUACAUCGCAGUGCACAGACCGAAAAACACGUUGGUGUUCAACUGCACAACGGGUGGAAUCAACCCUUUCUUCUGGGGAGAAAUGGAGCGGUAUGUCAUGUCCACGUUCAAGAGGAACCCGCUGGAGCAGGCCUUCCGAACACCCAAUACGCACUUGACAUCCAACUACCUGAUAAACCAGUACUGGGUAACUGUCAGUCACAAGGCACCUGCCAUACUCUACGACCUGUACAUGAGGCUCACGGGGAGAAAGCCCAGAAUGAUGAAGAUUAUCAAUCGACUGCACAAGUCUAUGAUGCUCCUGCAGUAUUUCUCCACCCAGUCCUGGGAUUGGUCUUCAGAUAAUAUGAAUAUGUUAAUGAGUCACCUUAACACAGAGGACAAAAAGUUAUACAACUUUGAUGUUCGUCAGCUGCACUGGUCAGAAUACAUUGAAAGCUACUGCCUAGGUGCUAAGAAGUACUUGCUGAAUGAGGACAUGGCUGGCAUUCCAGCAGCAAAACAGCACUUAAGAAAGCUGAGGAACAUCCGAUACGCAUUCAACACCACCCUUCUUGUGAUCAUCUGGCGCAUUUUCAUUGCAAGGUCACAGAUGGCUCGAAACAUCUGGUACUUUGUGGUGAGCCUCUGCUACAAGUUCCUUUCCUACUUCAGGGCGUCCAGCACCCUCAGGCACUGAAGCUGUCCGUCAGCAACCAGCCUCUUCCAGAAGGACCUCCAUCUCCUCUAAUCAGCAACUAUGGGCAUCAGGGUCUGAAAGUAGCAGAAAAAUCCACUCCCUCCAACAGCAGCCUGCAUUUAUCAUGCACUGUUAUUUGUUCACCUUAAACUAAUGCUUUAAUACAUGGUGGUCUUUCUUCCAUAGGACGAUGCCAAUUUUUAAAGCCAUAACUGAAGCUUUAGGAACAGGUCAAGCUGGAACCGUUCAUCUAGAGUCUGAUGUACAAGAGUAAGGAUUAACCAAAGUCAUUGUCUUCCCAUGUACUACCUAGGCUAUCUUAAUCCCAUCUUCUUCCUCAAAAGAGGCAAAUUUAAAGCCUUGGGAGAAAAGAAUGCCAUCAGAUCAGAGAAGACCUAUCCAAGGAAAUUAACCUGCAAGAGGUCUUCCUAAGAGGCUAUUCCUUCAUUCUCAUGCAACGAAAUGGUAUGUUAUUGAACAACAUCAUUUCACAUUUUCAGUUUAUCAGAAGAGGAGGGGGGAAAAGGCAAUUACUGUAGGCCAGUGAACACUCUGAACAGUUUUCAGAUCUUGUCUCAUAUUGCUCCUGAGGACUGAUACUUUCAAGCCAUAACUGAAGACAAGUAUAGAAUUCAUAUAUCUGUGUUAACUCUACUCACUCACAGGCUACUUUCUCAUGGAGAGGUAUUUUUUGUCUCUGUGGUUGAGGUUGCAGUCUGUUAAACCCCUCUGUUCUUUUAUUUGUCACUUUUGCCUGGAUUUUUUCUUUUUGCUUGAAAAAUGCUGUAUUUAUUCUGAGAAUGAAGAGAAGACUUCUUAAAAGACUGGAAAAAAAAUUAAGAAACUCUAUCAUUUUUGAGGAAUAGGUCUUUCCCCCUCCUUCAUUUUGUCUGCAGAAAGCAUUUCUCCCUGUUGAACGAAAACAGCCUAACACUGUUCUUUGCACUUUCAUCACAGCUAAAUCACUUUGCAGUUGAUCACUUCCGCUGGCAAAGAAAGUGUAGACACAUAUGGAGGAAAUCUCAUUGGGCUAAUUCUGCUGGUACUCCUGUCAGUAGGAAUUUAAAAGUCAGAAACUUGUUUUUUGAUGAGAACAGUAAAGGUUUUUGUUGACUUCUGUGUUAAAAUCAUCAUGCACUGUGAAAGCAAAGCAUUUUGUCCUAUGAUGCAGUUUAGAAUGGAACCCAAGGAUCUUCCUGAUGCUCAUAGCUAUUUGAGAUACUUGUUCCACCAAAGUAUGAAUUCUUGCAGGAGGAGAGAGAAAGAGAGAGAGCUUUCUGCAAAGUAGCUGGUGCAACAAGGGCCUUAGCCCAACAGCAACAAAUGUGUCAUGCUAUCAGACUGUCAAAGGCAGAUCUAAUACUGGAAUAUUCUUUAUGCAGACGGCACCAAAUAAGUACUUUUAAGAUUACCAGACUUUAAAGCAGCUGGGUUUUGAAGUAAUGCAGUAUCCAGCUUCUCUAGUCUUUUGUCAUACAGCUGUCUGGAAAAGUAAUGUUACAUCUACAAAAGAAUGACAGUUGCUCUUUUGGGAGCUGAGAAUAGCAGAGUAUUUACAAAGCUGGCAUUCCUCAAAAAAAUGUAUUUGUUUUUGGCAGUGAAGACGAGAGCAAGUUUUGGUGACAGUAUAUUUCUGUCUUAGGCCUCCAGGCUAGUACAAAAGUCUUUCUAAAAGGUGCAAGGAAUUAAUCUUCCUCCAUAUGCUCCAGAAAUCUAUUUUCAAGCAAUUACCAAAGGAUGUCUGCAGCAGAACCUGUCCAAAAACAUGGUGUCCACAAUGGCAGCACUCUGGCUUUCCCUAGGAAAGGCCCCAGUGUUUGUCAUCUAUUCCUUCUGAUCUGUGCUUAAUUAGGUCAGGCACCAAAUUUAUAAAGAUGGAGAUUUUUUUAAGCUCUUCCCUUGAAAACAUAUUUCUAAAAUGAAACUUUUCUGGUCAUUAGAAGAGCUGUUUUCCAGCUUCAGAGAGCUGGCAGUGCGUGCUUUGCAUUCAACACUGGCAAAGUGUCACUGCCUGGGAAACUAGGAGCUGCGGGUUCAGGUGCCAGGGACCAGGAAUUCACGUACAGUGUUUCUGUAGCAGUGUAUAUGGUAAAAGUUAGCUGCAUUAUACUUUGUGACCUGGCAAGGUGAGGCAAGUUCCUCUAGAACAGACUGCAUUCUUUCAAGUACAUGAUCAGGUCAUCAGCCAGCUUCUGCUUUUCUCCUGUGAAAGGUGAAAAAAACCAAAACAGACUAUUUUGAAACAAACAUCUAUUAAAAUCAGUAAACAAUUCUAACUCACAUCCUAAAAGUCCUUUUAAGUGCCUGCCUUACAUACAAAGAGAAGCAACAGCUAAAGGGCUCUUAAGUCUUAACGCUGUGCACAUGACAGACAAAAACUUAGGUCUCAUGAAAAAGUCCAAAACUGCAGACCUGCUGCACCUACUAUGUCUGGUCUAUAUCAUUCAGCUCUCCUAGGAGAAAAGUGUCCUGUCUUCCGAAGUGCUAGUCAUGCCAUGCAUUCCUCACAUGUCCCUGUAGGCAUUCACAGUUCUUUGACAGGCUCUAGUGUCCCAGCAAGUAAGAGAGGUACCACUUCUCACCUGAGCAUAUCCAGACCUGUUUCCUGCACAUACAAAAAGAUGCUUCAGGUUUCACUCAGAGCAAUGGUGGUAUUAUGUUUUGAAACUCUUCAGCGUUUUGCUGAAGGUAACAGCCACAGCAAAGCUACCACUCAGCCCUGAAAAGACCCAUCAGGAACUGCUUGGGAUGUUGCAGAAACGCUGCUGCAGAUGCUAUGUACUCUUCUGGAGACCUUUCAUAGCCCACACAGCACUGACAGCAGCUGGCUCCAGAGCUCUGGCCUUGCCUGAGGGGAAAUCAAGCUGUUAGCUUUUCUCAACACAGACAUAGCAUGCAGUGAAGCUUAAUUCUUUUAUCCAUUUUCUUGUGGCUUGAGAUGUUUUCAUGUGGUUGGCUGAACCACAAAAUAUUUCAGAGAAACCUCACUGGUGCCUGGUAAUGGCCUUUGGGUGGCAAUCAUGACUGGCAUCAUCAUGGAGAGCUGGACCUGGUGUAGGAACUUGUUCUCACCUUAAGCAUUGACUUAGCUUUGAUGUUUUAGUCUGUGCUUCUCAGUGUAUUUGUAUGUGCUCUGAAGAAACACAAGCCUUGAGGAAAGUAUCUGAAACAAAACAAUCAGUGACAGCCUCUCCUUUCCUUCUGUAUUCUCUCUCUUGCUCUUUCAUGUACACUCACCAGCUUUUGACAAAAGCCAAAUGUAGUUGUUAAAUCAGAAGUCCUGUGGUGACCAUGUACCAGUUAAGACAAACAGCUCAGAAGCUGAUAUUUGGAUAUUGCUCAUGGCUGAAGGCUAAGACCUUUUAUUACCUGUAAGAUUGAAACAAGACUCAUUUUUUUUUUCCUGUGAAGGUAGCAUGGUCAGUGCUAUGGGGAGGAGAGAGGAAUAGGAGCCCUUCUGCAGCCUUUGCUGGUCAGCAGAAGCAUUGCUAGGCAUGGAGCAUCCAGCUCAACUAGCAAAGGGAAACUCAAGGAAUCAGAGAAGUAUGAGUGCCAAACUCAGGACUCUGCCUACCAAGGAGUGGGGGGAGAGCUGGAUCAGCAUUUUGUUAUCAGCUUGGGUUCUUGUAAUAACACAUUUCAACUAAAAGGCUCCUAAGUUCUUCCCCCAGAUACCAGCAGGCAGCAGAGAGGACAGCACUUAGCAGUCAUUCCACACAGCCACAACAGAAAAUAUCUGCAACAAGACAGUGUAAUGGGGUUAUUUGUUUGUACCCUACGAACUUGCAGUGUGCUUAUCCCCUCACGAUGGCAGAAGCCUGGAGUGCUCCUGCAGAAACAACAUGUACCACUGCUGAACCCCAUGCACCGAGGCAUUGUUAAUGUUCUCCAUGCACACCUGGCUGUAGCAAUGAACUGCUGUGGGAAAGCAACUGUCAAAGUUGGGCAUAACCUUGUAGUUAAGAAGUAUCUUUUUUUUUUUUAAUUGAAUUGCAGUAACAAACCCACGUCCCUAAAAUGAAUCCAAAUUUAAACAGCCUGUUGACUGACAGCCAAAGGUGUUGAUCUCCAGCAUGUUUUACCCACACAACAAAACUUCUCACCCCCUCCACCUUCUAUUCCAAUCACUUUGUCAAGACAAUUCUUUCUUGGCAGAGAUGGGGGUAAUAGACAUAAUGGUAUAUUACAGGUUGCUUGCCUGUUACCACCUCCUCAAGAAAUCUGUUACUUUACAUUCAAAGCAUGAUUAUGUAUGCCUGUGUAUAUAGUUACAUCCUUCAGCACCAGUCUUGUCACACAACAUACAGAGAUGGAGAAAGGUUAGUGGCGCUCCUGCUGAAAGGCCGGGCUUUGCUUGCGUGGUAUGCACUGUUCCAAUUCAGUUUCAGAUGAAGUGUUUAAAACCUAUCCCCUGACUCUUACCUUUCCAGUGUAAAAGAAACCUAACCUGUAGUACUAUUAACCAAACCAUCAUCAUGAAUAAGCAACUGGGAAAAGAGGGAGGGGGGCAUUCUUUUGUUUGUAAAUAAGCUACAGCUUCAUGGUCAGAAGCAUGCUGUUGCUUUUCCAGCAUCGACGUUCAGCUGCAGAAAGCAAGGAUAAACUUUAAUUACAAUUGGAUCCUUUAUUCUAGUGCAGAGUAAAUAACAUACUGUACAUUCCCCAGAAGCUAAAUGGUGAAUAUCCCAUUACAUGGUGCUAAAUGUCGGUAUGAAGGUGGUACAGACUUACUGAAGAGAAUUUAUAUAUAUAUAUAUAUAUAUACACACACACAUAUAUGUAUUUGGGGAAUAAAUAAAGAUGUACUAUCCCACUUUUCUCUAUUGCUUAAAAGUCAGCUAUGAUAUGAGUUGGUUGGUUCAGAUUAACAUGGAAAAGCUUCUAAAAGGUUUCUUGUCCUUACAUCAUCUUGGAAGACCCGUUUAUAGCAAAGUAGGUACUCUCCCACUGUCCAAAGUUUAUACAGUUCUAUCUUCUAUUUCUAUUCUCUUGUUAGCUAGGAGACAACUUACUGUUAUAAAUCUUAAUGACAAAAUUUCUAAUGUUAAAGUGUAAUCUUUUGAGCUCUCAAAUCAGAUAAACCGGUGAAGUCAUAAAUUAUGAGAACCUCAGCCAUAAGAUUGUUAAUAUGAUGUUUAUGUUAUUUUAAACAUUUAAUAAACCAAAAUAUUUUAAAACUA